AUGCGAACUGACACCGGCUUAGACGUCUUCGCUGUGAACAAAUCCCUCGACUCAGCCCUGAAGAAAAACACCGCCUUCAUCAAGCGCCUCCGCACGGGAAUGAGCGCGCCCGCCCUGUCCACCUUCCUCGCCGAUAUCCGCACCCUUUCGCUGCACAAGUACCUCUCCGAAAUCAUCUCUGCGUGCUACGAAGGCCUAUGCAAGCUCAAGUCACCCGGCGAAAUUGCCGCGGGGGUCGAGGUCGUUAGUGCUCUGCACCAGCGCUUUGGGCCCGCGGAAUACACUCGCCAGGUGGCGUGGCUGCUAGGCCGGGGAUUGAGCACGCCGGACAAAUCACAACUUAAGGCGCUGAGCCAGGAGCUGCGCGAACGAGAGGAGAAGGACCGGUUAUCGAGACAUCGGGUUCUGCUGCGCGUUGUGACGGAGCUGUGGCUGGUGGGUGUGCUGAGGACGUUGGAUGAUGUCGAACGGCCUGAGGAUCUGGGUGCCAAGGGGAAGGAUGGUAUGGGAGGAGGGAAACCGUCCGAGACACCGCUGAAAUCGAAACCGCCUUCUGCUGCCGCGACGGCGAAGGAUCAGGAGAAACCGGCCGAGCCGUUUCCGUUGGAGGUUCUGAAGGAGCUGCUGGGCCACGAUCGAGACCAUGCGAAUUUGCCGCUUGCCGUGUUGUUUGUCAAGAGCUUUAGCUGGGAUAUCCUCGGAUCGAAGCUGGCGGAGGAUGGCCGGAAGACUGUUGAAGCGGAUGGUGCUACCACGACUGGCGCGGAUGCGGCGAAUGCGGACGGAGAGGGAACCACUACCGCCGAGGCUGAUGCGCCGCUUACACCGGAAAAGACGCAGCAGCGAUUUCGGAACAUUUUGAACCGCUACCUGGAGGAUGUCAAGGCCCAUGUUAUGCGGGACCAGCGCGCACUCGCAAACCAGAGCCGUCGAAAUGCCGAGGCGUAUGUCAAGAGCGGCGAGAUUUUUGAGGAUCGUCAGGCGAACUUUGAGAAGCAGACGAAAUCCCUGGAGAAGCUUGUGGCCAACACUCAGGUGCUGUGUGAGGCGCUGGGGGUUGAGAUGCCCGAUCUGGUGGAGAAGGAGCCCACAGAUGCUGCCUCGAGUGGUGGAAUUGGCCUGGUCAAGACUACAGACUACCUGCGCGGACAAACCGAAGGGGCAGGGAUUUGGGAAGACGAGGAAGAGAGACGGUUCUACGAGAAUCUGAUGGACCUGAAGGGCAAAGUACCGGCCGUUUUGCUGGAGGAUGGCAAGAAAAAGAAGGGUGAAGCGGAAGAGACCGGCAAGAAGAAGGCUGAUGGGGAAACUGUCUCCGAAUCCACAGAAGCGGCAGACGAAAAGACUGCAGGGGAGGAUGACCAGUCGACUGCAAUCGCCAGCAAGACUGUCGGAGCGCAAGUCGAUGCCCUCUUGGCCAAGCUUCCGGAGCUGCAGAUCAAAGACCAGGUCGAUCAACUGGCGCUGGACUUCUGCUUCGUCAAUUCCAAGGCCUCCCGCAACCGCCUAGUCAAGGCUGUUUCGGACAUCCCCAAAGGCCGCUCUGACCUCUUGCCCCUGUACUCUCGCCUGGUGGCCACCCUCGGCCAGUACAUGCCGGACAUUCCGCAGGGAAUCACGACGUAUCUCGACGAAGAAUUCCGCAGUCUGCAGCGGCGCAAAUCCAAGGAAUUUCUGGGGCAGGUGCGCAUGAGCAAUGUGCGCUAUCUGGCCGAACUGACCAAAUUCGGCGUCGUGCCCGAACACAUCAUCUUCCAUUGCUUCAAGGUUUCGCUGGAUGACUUCUCGCGCAUGAAUAUCGAGAUUAUCGGCAAUCUUCUGGAGAACUGCGGCCGCUACUUGCUGCGCAACCCGGAGACCUCGCCGCGGAUGGCUUCGUUUCUGGAGACGCUCAGCCGGAAAAAGACCGUGCAGCACUUGGGGCAGCAGGAGCGCAUGGUCAUUGAAAAUGCCAUCUACUACGUCGACCCGCCUCCACGUCCAGCUAUUCAACAGAAAGAACGCACGCCCAUGGAGCAGUAUAUCCGACGCCUGAUAUACCUGGACAUGAACAAGCGCAACUACACCCGGAUUCUCAAAACAAUUCGAAAACUCCACUGGGAAGAACAGGAGGUGGUCGAUAUUCUUGAGCGGGUCUUCAGCAAGCCCGUCAAGGUGAAAUACGGCAGCAUUCACCUCCUGGCUAUCCUGAUCAGUGCGCUGUACCGGUAUCACCAGGAUUUCGUCAUCGGUGUCGUGGACAACAUCCUGGAACAGAUUACUCUGGGCCUCGAGCAGAAUGACUUCAAAUUCAACCAGAAGCGCAUCGCGGAAGUAAAGUACUUGGGUGAGUUGUACAACUACAAGAUGAUUGACUCGCCAGUCAUCUUUGACACGCUAUACCGCAUCAUCACCUUCGGUCACGAAGGCGGCACCCCCGUUCCGGGCAAGAUUAAUGUCUUGGACAUGCCAGACGAUUUUUUCCGCCUUCGUCUCGCUUGUACCCUCCUCGAUACGUGUGGCCACUGCUUCGAUCGGGGCUCCCCAAAAAAGAAGCUGGACUUUUUCCUGUGCUUCUUCCAGUACUAUCUCUUCACGAAAGAUCCGUUACCCAUGGAUGUCGACUUCCUAGUCCAGGAUACCUACUCCGCCAUUCGUCCGCAGUGGAAACUAGCCACCGAACCGGAAGAAGCGACGCGCAUUUUCAGCGAGGCUGUUGCGCAGAACUACAAGCUGCAGGACUCCGAGAGACCCGUCGACCCGGAGCUGGAGGAUGAAGAUGCAGAGAGCAGUUCGUCCGAUGAUGGGCUGGAGGACUUUGCCAUGCCCGAGAUUGAUGAUGAGCAGGAGCAAGAGUCUAGCGAGGAGGGCGAGGGAGAGGCAUCCGGUCCGAACGCCGAUGCAAAUGGCGAGAGCGACGACGAGUCAGAAGAUGAGCAGAUCAUCGUCACGCGACAGGAAGAGGAGCGUGACCCUGAAGCUGAGGCGGACUUUGAUCGCGAGUUCGAGAAGAUGAUGGCCGAAAGCAUGGAUUCGCGCCGCUUCGAGCGGAAAGCUGUUUUCGAUAUCCCGCUCCCCAUGAAACGGCUCACCCGUGAGACCGCAUCCUCAGAAUCUGGUCCUGUUCCUGCCCCUGGCCCUGGCCCUGUGCCUGAGGUCCCGGCUGCGGAACCGGUUGCCGAACCGGCGGCAGCAUCUGCUGUACCUGCGCCUCCCAAAACAAUGGCGUUUUCGUUGAUGACCAAGAAGGGGAACAAACAGCAGACACGAACCAUCGACCUCCCCUCGGACUCAAGUUUCGCUGUCGCCAUGCGCAGCCAACAACAAGCAGACCGUGAGGAACAGCGGCGCAUCAAGAACUUAGUUCUGAACUACGAGGCCUCGACCGAACCAGAGCCAGGCGAAGGCGAGUCUUAUCCAGCACUCCCUGAAAAGCGCACCCCGCAGAGAAUGGAUAAAUCCAGCGCCAAUCGCGCCGCGUUCCGCUCCAGGAAACUUCAGCUUAGUGAUGUGAAUUGGUAG
Molecule: messenger RNA, 3501 nt
Organism: Penicillium lagena
Lineage: Eukaryota; Fungi; Ascomycota; Eurotiomycetes; Eurotiales; Aspergillaceae
Product: regulator of nonsense transcripts 2
Exons: 3
Coding region: 1-3501 (1166 amino acids)
Biological process (GO): nuclear-transcribed mRNA catabolic process, nonsense-mediated decay
Cellular component (GO): exon-exon junction complex; cytoplasm
Molecular function (GO): RNA binding; protein binding
Source: RefSeq, a predicted model, not a curated record